Anisakis simplex (herring worm) is the source of this 540-nucleotide messenger RNA. NCBI's taxonomy places the organism in Eukaryota, Metazoa, Nematoda, Chromadorea, Rhabditida, Anisakidae. The record is from the annotation of a GenBank genome assembly.
UUAGCGUAUUGUCGUCACCUACGUACCGUACGAACGCAUUUGUCAAGAUUGAUCGAAAACGACCCUUUAGACGAGCAAAUCUCAGGGCCUGUUGAUGAAGCGUUUUGGGCGCAGUGUAGAAGUGAACCAUCGAAAGCAUUGGAACGAGAAUUUAUGGUACGAGUGUAUCGGUACGGCGUGAAAGAUUCUGAUGGGAAUGCGUUGAGACGUGAAACGUGGCCGUAUCUUUUGGGGCUGUUGAGUUGGACUGAGAACAUCAACGAUAAAUACACAGAAUUUGUGAACAAUUAUAAUACGGCCGUUGAAGAAUGGAAAAAAAUUGAAAAAAUUGUUAAAAUUCGUGAUCAUGAAGCAUUCACAGCAGCACGAUUACGACAUAGCUCGUAUAACGGUGAUUUGAGUGUACCGAUGCGAGACUCAUCAAUGAAUAAUGAUGUUUUUGAAGAGAUCGACGAAAUGUCGAAUCAUUCGUGCGAUGAAAAUCACCCACAUCAUCGUCUUACUGAGAAAGAUAAAGAGGUGGUUUUCAACGAGCGAUGA